UCAUCAUGUGCAGGUCAUCAUGUCGACCGCCAUUUUGAUGUUAUUGCUGCGUGCAGGCCCCCUUUUUUUGUCUGUCUUUCUUCGUAUUAAUUUUGUCUGUUAUUGCUGCGUGCAGGUCAUCAUGUCGAGCCGCAAGUAUGAAGCCAGCCUUGUCAAGCGCCAUUUUGAUGUCCUUGGCCCCGCGGGCAAGGAUCCUUCGAAGGGGGGAAAGUGGUGGGUCUGCCAUUACUGCGAUCUAAAAUUUUCGGGCAAUCUCAAUCGCCUGAAGGAACAUUUCACAAAGGGGAUUUGUGCAGUUGAGAAAUCAACGAAAACAUUGACCGCAGAGGAAAUCUUGAGAAGGAAGGAAGGAUUGCGGCAGGCAAGGACAGACUCGGGCAUGGCAAGGGACAGUGCCAAUACUCUACCUGUUCUCACCAAUUUGGUGGCUGCUUCUACGGGCGGGGGUUUGGUCGAAAAGGUGGGUGACGCCUGUGGCGAAGCAGCGGGCGUCGCUUGUGGCGAAGAGGUGGGUUGCAGCGGGCCAGGUAUCACGGUGCAGCGCCCAGCUGCAUCUGCUGCACCUGCUGCACGGAUGCGACAGAUGUUGUUGGAGGAGACCGACAGCGUCGUCACAAAGAAUGAGCAGCCGUCAAGAAGGGUAGACCGCUGGAUGACGUGCACGAACCAACCAUUCAACAUGGUUGAGAACGAGUUCUUCAACGACACGGUGGACGCCAUACGAGAGGCCCACCCGUCAUGGAGACUGCACUCGAGAGAGGCGGCGUGCAAUGGUCGAUUAAACGGACAGCACCAGAGGGCGAUCGAGGACGUUGGGAGAUUGGCGAAGAAGUGGGAUCCCACCGACUGUAUGGUGCAACGUGAAAGGACGAAGACGCCUGUGCAUACUGCGAUUGAGGAGAUUGGCCCAAGAAGCGUGGUCGGGGUGAUCAUGGAUAAUGCCCGGGUUUGUGUGAAGGCCGAGAAGUUGGUGGAGAAAAAAUACCCGUGGAUAUUCCGGGUGGGGUGCACGGCGCAUGCCCUUGACCUCGCGUUGGAGGACAUGGACAAGCGCAUUCCGUGGUUUGCGGAGACUGUGAAGAGGGGGAAUGUGUUGGGGAAGUUCGUGAUGAACCACGACAAGGUUCGAGCACUCUUCCUGACCAAAUCGGGUGGUGGCGAGAUUAAGAGGCCAGGCGACACUCGAUUCGUGACCAACAUCAUCAUGUUGCAGUCGCUGUGGGACAGGGGAAAUAUCCUGAAAUUGACUGUGGCUGCCAGCGGGUGGGUCUCCUCCCUGGUGCCGCCCCACCUGCGUUCUCAAUUCGAGGAGGUGACGGCGACUAUCUUGGAUGGCGGCUUUUGGGAGCGGGUGGACAAGGCCUUGAGGACCACGGAGCCCAUCGUCAAGCUACUGAAGCUCGUCGAUGGUCCGGGCGCAACAAUCACCAAGGUUUAUCAUCGAAUGGAUGGUGUGGUGGAGUCGAUUCGCAAGCUGGACAUCUUGGCAGACUUCGAGAAGGCAGAGGUCGAGUCGAUCCUCAUGGAUCGAUGGGCGUUCAUGACUUCAGAGCUGCAUUGUGCAGCAGCCUUCUUGGACCCGGAGUACAGAUCGCAGAGCUCCUUCAAAGACACUGAGAUCCGAGCCGGGUUCAACAUAUGGUUGUAUACCUGGUGCUCAAACGAGAUGUUCGAUGAUGUGAGCUGGCAGGUUGACGAGUGGGUGCACUUGAAGGGGGCCUUGCAAUCAGAGGAAGCUUUGCGCGCAGCACGCACCAAGACCCCGGCGAUGUGGUGGGAUGCGUUUGCAUCGCGACUGCAUCUUUUGCAGCCCCAAGCGAUCAGACUAUUGGGCCAGGCAAGCUCAUCCGCGGCAUGCGAACGCAACUGGAGUCUGCAUGAGCUCAUUUUUGGCAGGAGGAGGACGAGGAUUCUGCCCACCCGCCAAUCAAAGCUCGUCUACAACAAUUGGAACCUCCACCUGCAGUGGAGGCAAGAGCGCGGCCGUGGUGUGGAUGAUGUCCACAUUCCGUGGGUGGAGGAAAUGCCGGACGCCGAGUUGAAGGAGGACGCAGAGCAGUUCUACAAUGAUUGGGUGAAACGGGUGAAGAACAGCAUGCCGAGUGGCGAGAAGGAAGAGGAAGGCGAGGAGGAAGAGGAAGGCGAGGAGGAAGAGGAAGGCGAGGAGGAAGAGGAAGAGGAAGAGGGUGAGACUUCUGCACGGGGAGGUGCAGAGGAUUAGGAAAUUUAGGCGGAGUUGAUGCCGCUGACUGCAAAGUUUGCGGUUUCGCAGUUUAUCUUUCGCUGUUUGGUUGCACUUGGAACGAAGUAAGAACUGUGAACUACAACUUCUAGCAGUUGUAGUUCAUCUUCUCAUUAUCAGUUAAGUAACUUAAGUAAGUCUUUAAGUUAGCAUUUUGUCCAUUCUUCCCGUGUUGCAAUGUGCGUGUGUGGUUUUCUGUCAUUUGCCCAUUUGCAGUGUUCUGUUUUGCUAGCUAUGCAGUAUUUCUGUGUCUGCAUCAGAUAACAAGGAAUAACAACUUAACAGGGGAGGUGGGCAUCUUUACAGUCCCCGCAAGGAAACUACCAGGUCGUCGAGAUCGUCAAGAUCCAAUGUGUUCGACGGCCAUACUGCGUCACUCGAGGCCACACGUGAUCGAAAUCCUAAACGGAG
Molecule: messenger RNA, 2653 nt
Organism: Chara braunii
Lineage: Eukaryota; Viridiplantae; Streptophyta; Charophyceae; Charales; Characeae
Source: the annotation of a GenBank genome assembly